GUAAAUAAACUCCGAAUCCGAGGGUAAUCACUACUCCCUCCCUCCACAGAUGACAGAACCGUAAAGCAUAAACCAAAUGGCACCAACCAAGUUCCAAACAGAGAGAGAGAGAUCUGAGUAAAGCUUAUAUGGUCGCUAGAUCGAACUGCCGCUGGACGAUCAUUAUCAACCGUUCACAUUCUCUUCCUCUGGAGUCAAGCGGCUCCAGUUUCGGAUUCCUCAAGCCCUUCUCUCUCCUCAGAGUCUAUAGGUUAGCUUGGUGUGGAGCUCAUUGGUUAAAGGUCAAAACUUUACAUGUUAGUAGUUGAAGGAGAAUAGAUGAGAACAACAAAGUGUAGCAACAACCUCUCUUGAGUGUGUAGAUAUAAAGAUGGAAGAUUACUCUAAAUACACUCACAGUCCUGCCCACCUAGCUGUUGUCCUUCAUGACCAUACUGCUCUUAAACGAAUUGUCACAAACCUCCCCACCUUAUCCAAACCCGGCGAAGUCACCAGCGAGGCAGAGUCUUUACAAGCCGAGUCCAAUGCUGAUUCCAUAACUGCAGUGAUUGAUCGCCGCGACGUCCCUAACCGUGAAACCCCUCUCCACCUGGCGGUCCGUCUCCGUGAUCCAGUCUGCGCCGAGAUUCUAAUGUCAGCCGGCGCAGACUGGAGCCUGCAGAACGAGAACGGCUGGAGCGCGUUGCAGGAAGCAGUGUGCACUAGAGAGGAGGCCAUUGCAAUGAUCAUUGCAAGGCAUUACCAGCCUCUAGCGUGGGCCAAAUGGUGCAGGAGGCUCCCCAGGAUAACGGCUUCUGCUUCUAGGAUCCGUGACUUCUACAUGGAGAUCACGUUCCAUUUCGAAAGCUCAGUGAUUCCUUUUGUUGGCCGUAUAGCUCCUUCGGAUACUUACAGGAUAUGGAAGCGCGGGUGCAACCUCCGCGCUGACAUGACUCUAGCAGGUUUUGAUGGGUUCCGUAUCCAAAGAUCAGACCAGACGUUCCUUUUCUUGGGAGACGGUUACGCUUCCUGUGACGGGAAGGUGUCGCUGCCUCCCGGGGCGUUGAUUGUUCUUUCUCACAAGGAGAAAGAAGUGACCAACGCCCUGGAAGGGGCGGGGGCCCAGCCGACGGAAGCGGAAGUUGCUAACGAGGUGAAACAGAUGUCUCAGACUAACAUGUAUAGGCCUGGCAUUGAUGUGACGCAAGCUGAGUUGGUUCCUCAAGCGAACUGGAGACGGCAGGAGAGGACGGAGAGCGUUGGGAGCUGGAAAGCUAAAGUGUAUGACAUGAUGCAUGUGAUGGUGAGCGUGAAGUCGAGAAGCGUUCCGGGUGCUAUGAGUGAUGAGGAGAUGUUUGCUGUUGAUAGGGAUGGGGAUAGAAUGGAGAAUGGUGGAGAGAACGAUGGGUUUGAGGAUGUGUUGACCUCUGAGGAGAGAAAGCAGUUGGAUUCUGCUUUGCUGAUGGAGGUAGAUGAAGAGAAUGAUCAUCACCAGGAGAAUGGUGGUUCUCUCAAGGAGAAGAAAGGGUGGUUUGGUUGGAAUAAGAAAGGCUCAAAACCUGGUUAUGAUGGUGGUAGUGAAGAUAAUACAGCAACAAAGGUUAAGAAAGGCUCAAAGUUGGGAUCAGAGAAAGGGAAAAGCCAGAGAUGUGAUGAUACCACAAAGGACAACAAAGGCAAUGCCAAGAAGAAGAAGAGUGAAAGUGAGUACAAGAAAGGGUUAAGACCUGUGCUGUGGUUAACACCUGACUUCCCUCUGAAGACAGAAGAGCUUCUUCCUCUUCUUGACAUAUUAGCUAAUAAGGUGAAAGCAGUGAGGAGGCUCAGAGAGCUUCUCACCACAAAACUACCAACAGGAACAUUCCCUGUUAAGAUUGCAAUCCCCAUUAUACCAACAGUCCGUGUUCUUGUCACUUUUACUAAAUUUGAAGAGCUCCAACCAUCUGAGGAAUUCUCAACGCCUCCUUCUAGUCCCGUUUUUCAUGAUGCAAAGUCAUCAGAUAAUUCGUCAUGGGUGUCGUGGAUGAAAGGUGCUCGCGGUGGAGGCCAAGCAAGUGACUGCGAGAGUAACAAGUACAGGGACGAUGAAGUGGACCCUUUCCUCAUACCGUCGGAUUACACAUGGGUAGACUCAGCUGAGAAGAAACGCAGGAUGAAAGCCAAGAAAGCUAGGAUCAGGAAGAACAGGAAGCACGGUGCUCCAAAACCUGGCUCCUCGAGUUCCCGUUCCAAUCAAGAAGCGGAUGCAUAAUUGCACAUUCCUGAAGAAACAGGGUGUAAAACUUAGAUGAGAAGAGGUUGGUUGUAUUAUUGUUUGUAGUAUGCAAUUGUUUGUGAAUUUUUUUUUAAGGAACGUGUUUUGAUAUAAGGAACAGCCAUUUUGCACUGUUCAGUUAAUCUUCAAGUUUCACUUCA
This is a messenger RNA of Brassica napus (rape), 2394 nucleotides long. Its product is annotated as ankyrin repeat domain-containing protein 13C-like. NCBI's taxonomy places the organism in Eukaryota, Viridiplantae, Streptophyta, Magnoliopsida, Brassicales, Brassicaceae. Bases 371 to 2230 code for a protein of 619 amino acids. The record is from RefSeq and is a predicted model, not a curated record. Gene Ontology annotation, cellular component: cytoplasm. The transcript is spliced from 3 exons. Gene Ontology annotation, molecular function: protein binding.